Messenger RNA from Loa loa (African eye worm), 378 nucleotides. RefSeq lists its product as hypothetical. Bases 1 to 378 code for a protein of 125 amino acids. The record is from RefSeq and is a predicted model, not a curated record. The transcript has 6 exons. Lineage: Eukaryota; Metazoa; Nematoda; Chromadorea; Rhabditida; Onchocercidae.
AUGUGGCAACAAGCGGUUGUGACAUGCGCACUUCUUUUCUUCAAAACGAAAACUCAUUUAGUUCGAUCAAUUGUUAAAGGUACUUUUUUUUUGGGGGGGGGGGGAAACGAUGAAGUAUUGUCCAAUCGAGCAGAUGGACCCAACCGGAUAAAUGGGUCCAACCGGAUAGAUGGCGAAUCUUUUAGUGAUAUCAGAUACGAAAAAUUCCUCAAUUACUCCAAUGGGAAAAGUAUUGAUAUUGAUGAGUGUCACAACGAUAUUAGUAAUAACUGUCGCUUAUACGGUAGCUAUUUAUACCACCGAGAAGAGAUUAUUUAUGGAGCGACAAAUAGCUAUGCAAAUAUCUCCAACCGGAUAAGCAACUCAAAUCCGUUUUAA